Messenger RNA from Tachysurus fulvidraco (yellow catfish), 2309 nucleotides. Its product is annotated as zinc finger and SCAN domain-containing protein 31-like. Gene Ontology annotation, cellular component: nucleus. The transcript has 4 exons. Gene Ontology annotation, molecular function: DNA-binding transcription activator activity, RNA polymerase II-specific; RNA polymerase II cis-regulatory region sequence-specific DNA binding. NCBI's taxonomy places the organism in Eukaryota, Metazoa, Chordata, Actinopteri, Siluriformes, Bagridae. Gene Ontology annotation, biological process: regulation of transcription by RNA polymerase II. Bases 215 to 1630 code for a protein of 471 amino acids. The record is from RefSeq and is a predicted model, not a curated record.
UUCCUAUUGUUGGGGUAACUCCGCAUACACAUCUGCUUCUUUACUGUAGUCGCGGGUUUAUGAUGCGUUUUAGACGCGAUUGAGACUCUUGUUUGUUGCAUCGUUGAUUUGUUUAUUUUCUGGUCGUUUUUCUUCUCUUUCCGGCCAAAAAAAAACAAAAACAAAAUAAAGGAUUUCUUGUGGAGAGUCUAAAGGCGCGAGUGUUUCUCUCGCCAUGGCCGAGCCGCGUUGUUUUCAAACCCAGCUGAACUCCAUCAUGGAGAUCAUGAGCAGAGCGGUCGUGAGGCAGAUCUGUAAAAUCGUAGACAGCGACUUGGCAUCUUUACGACUGGAGCUGGAGCGCGCGCUUCACGACAACGCGGCGCUCGGGGACAAAAUGCGCGUGCUCGAGAGCGAAGUGCAAACUCUGCGGAAAGCGGGAACGCGCGUUUCGCGUAAGAGUUGUCGGUCUGUCCACAUUCAGACGUCGGAAGACGCUCCACCAUCCAUUAACGGCAUCUUCGGGAAGGAGUGGUGCUCCAGUCUGUGGGACGGGAGGCCCAGGACAGAAGAGGAGGUGGUGGAGGUGGAGCCGGAGGUAGAGACAAACGUGUCUGACGAGCCUGAAAACGACGAUGACGGCAGCGUGCGUGCAAUCAAAGAGGAGGUUUCUGAACAGGAAAUCUGCAUCAUCAGUCCAACAUCAGGGAACAGAAGAAAGAUGUCAUCCACAUCACCGGAUCCUCACAACGCCUCAGAGGAUGUGGCUGAUGACGACGACAUAUGCUUCGUAUCCGCGGGACUUCCAGAGCCCUCCGAUGUCGACACCAUGAUGCCAGAUUCUCCGAGAGCCUCCGCGACGAGGCUGAUCUCUAUGGAUGGCACAGUUCAGCAUGUCAUAGUUUCCGGCGAUGACGACGAUGACGAGGAGGAAGCAGAUCAGCUGGGGUUUGAGCAGCACUGCAUGCCCAUCGAGUUUACGGAUGGUGCACAGGGAGGAACUGCCACGUUCAAGAGGCAGGACGAAGUGGAGCUAGAGGUAGAGCAGGACAUUUUAAACGAUUCAGAGUUUCUGGCUGGGUCAGGAGGAGAAGAAGGAGGUCAGAUUUUUAAUUACUUUGACAGAUUCAAUAUUAAUCAGCAACCUGGUCCGGGUGACGACUCGGGCAAGACGGACUUCACCUGUCCCGAAUGCGGGAAGACGUUCCUGCGACGGAACGGUCUUACACUGCACAUGAAGAGUCACCAAAAGCAAAGCGUGCACACCUGCCGAACCUGCAAGGUCACCUUUCCUCAAAAGAACCUCCUCCGAACACACAAGUGUCAGCCUCCGGGAAAAACUCUGGCCAAAACAGCGGACAUGAGGUUCCACUGCGAGGUGUGUGGCAAAUAUUUUCACUCAAAAGCCAACCUGAAGGUUCACUACGCCGUGCACACGGGAGAAAGGCCUCACACCUGCAGCUUCUGCGGAAGAGGCUUCUCGCAGAAAGGAAACCUCACCACUCACGAGCGCAUCCACAAGGGAGAACGGCCGUACAUCUGCACCACCUGCGGAAAAAGCUUCACCCAGAAAGGCAACCUGACUCACCACCUGGCUAUUCACAGCAAGAUCAACAGCAGGAUGAGGAACUCUGCUGAAAAAUGGCAGUGAUUUUGUUAUUAAUAAAUUUGUUUUUGUUUUGUUUUUUACUUGCAGUAUAAUGACACUUUUUAAAAUCAGAUUUGUUUCAUUUUCUGUCUUUGUUUGUCCGUUCUAGCAAGUCUCGUGGUUUUUAACAAGAACGUGAGAAUGUUUGUGUAACAAAUGCCUGAGCCACACUAGACGAGAUUAGAAUCAUUCUACAUCAUUUAAAAAACUAUUAAUGCAGAGGUGAACAACGUUAAACAUCAAAAACAAAGGCGAGUACGAAGGAGAACGUUCAUUCACAAAGUUUUUCUUCUCAACAUCCUGCUUAACGUCAUCUGAGCUUAUACAGAUGUAACACAGCCACCAGUCAUCUUUGUUUUUUACUAAACAUGCAGAACUUGUUAACAAUGGCUUUGUUUCUCCGUUACAAAAGAAAAAUUGCCAUAUUUCCAUAUUCAAAAAUCAACAGUGUUGUAUCCUGAUCAAGCUAAACUCCUGCUCACUUAGAGUCAGGAUAGUGAAGAGAAAACUGCAAGCUUUCAGUUUAUUAUUCUUAGAGUAAGAUUCAUAACUACAAGGAAAAUGGUGCCAGUCAUUAUGUCUUAAUCAGGAUGGUGGAAAAGUCACAAUGUGGCUCAGGCAUAAAGCUUUAAUCUCAGCAUCUCCUUUCUAGGUCAAUAGUUAAUCAUUGUACAUUUGUUUU